Molecule: messenger RNA, 1593 nt
Organism: Megalops cyprinoides (Indo-Pacific tarpon)
Lineage: Eukaryota; Metazoa; Chordata; Actinopteri; Elopiformes; Megalopidae
Gene: gba3
Product: glucosidase, beta, acid 3
Exons: 5
Coding region: 163-1593 (476 amino acids)
Biological process (GO): carbohydrate metabolic process
Molecular function (GO): hydrolase activity, hydrolyzing O-glycosyl compounds
Source: RefSeq, a predicted model, not a curated record
GUGUGAAAUGUGUCUUAACUCAUCGCAUGUGUGAAUAUUCUUUGAAUAUACUUUUUAUGUACGCUUAAACGUUUUACAACAUUUCUUACGUGGACAGAAACAAACUAAACUACUUCUUGCGUUGUCAUUUGAAUCAGCUAACUAUAAAACUUCGUCAAUGAAAUGUCUAUCAAGGAAAACGUUUUCCCGAGUGACUUUGCGUGGGGAGCAGCGACAGCAGCUUAUCAAAUAGAGGGGGCCUGGAAUGCAGACGGCAAGGGUCCAAGCAUUUGGGACACUUUCUGUCAUGGAAAAGGCCGGGUGUACGAGAAUCAAAACGGAGAUGUAGCCUGUAACAGCUACGAGCUGUGGGAGGAAGACCUGCGCUGCAUAAAGCAAUUAGGACUGACACACUACCGUUUCUCACUGUCCUGGUCUCGCCUGCUACCUGAUGGAACAACGGGACACAUUAACCAGAAAGGGGUUAGUUACUAUAACAGAGUGAUAAACGAUUUGCUAGCCAGCAAUGUCACGCCCAUGGUUACGCUGUAUCACUUUGACCUGCCUCAAGCACUGCAGGAUCAGGGCGGGUGGACAUCCGCGCACAUCGCGGACGCCUUCAACAGCUACGCCGUGUUCUGCUUCGGGACCUUUGGGGACAGAGUGAAACUGUGGCUCACCCUGAACGAGCCUGCUGUCUGCGCCAAGCUGGGCCACGAGGACGGCCUCCACGCCCCGGGGCUCAGGGACCCGGGAGCGGCCGCCUAUCUGGUGGGUCACAACAUGCUGCGGGCGCACGCCAAGGCCUGGCACAGCUACCACGCCCUCUUCAGGCCGGAGCAGAGGGGAUUAGUGUCGCUGGCGCUCAGCAGCGACUGGGCGGAGCCGCUGGACCCGGGCAGCCCCCAGGACGCGGCUGCCAAGGAGAGAUACAUGGCGUUCACGUUCGGCUGGUUCGCCAGCCCCGUUUUCAUGACUGGAGACUAUCCAGCCGUGAUGAGGUCCCGGAUAGACGCCAGGAGCCGAGCGCAGGGCUUUCUGUCCUCCCGGCUGCCAGGAUUCUCCGAAGGAGAGCCCAGCGUUCUGGGCACCGCCGACUUUUUCGCUCUGAACUAUUACACGUCCCGCAGAGUGAGGCCCGCAAGCCCUCCCUCGGGGACACCGAGUUUAAAGAGCGACCAGGGCGCUGAGGGAGUACUGGACCCGUCCUGGCCCAUGUGUGGGGUCUCUUGGCUGGCUGUGGUUCCAGACGGCUUGCGCAAGUUGCUGAAGCACAUUAAGGACACGUGCAACAACCCUGCUGUGUACAUUACAGAGAAUGGCUUCUCACAGGUGGGACCUGUUGACCUGGAAGACUCCCAACGCUGUGGAUUCUACCGGGACACCCUCCUGGAGGUCUCUAAAGCAAUCCAUGAAGAUGGAGUUGAUGUCAGAGGCUACUUCGCCUGGUCCCUCCUGGAUAAUUUCGAAUGGUCUGACGGGUUCAGCGUUCGAUUCGGCCUGUUUCACGUGGACUUUGAACAUCCGAAGCUGACACGCACCAUGUACUGCUCAGGAGGAGAGUAUGCCAAAAUCAUCGCAAGAAAUGGUUUCCCUUCCAGCACACAAAGCUGA